GAGAGAGAGAGAGAGAGAGAGAGAGAGCUGGCUCUUAUUAUUCUAAACUUGGAGUAGUCUAAUGAUCCACGGAGCUUGACUUCCGCGAUUCUCUCGAGUACAUAUCCAAUAGAUCUUUUACGCUGUAAAAGAAGACAUCUACUCCAAGUCAAACUCGAAUAUUACUACGAAUCUUCAUAGUUUUCUUCACACUCUUGCUGAUCGUUAUUAGCAAUAAAAAGCUUCACAUCUUAUGACUCUCAGUGUUUGUGUUUUGUGAUGGUUGUGAAAAAUUCAGCAAUGACGAUUGACUUCUUGGUCGCGGUGUUACUAUUAGCAGUUGGUGUUCUUGAACUCGGUCCUGCUUCAGCAAUUCAUAGUGUGAUUGGUGGUGCAAUCGGUGAACAACCGCUGUCGAAGAUUGCAAUCCACAAGGUCACACUUGCCCUCAACGAAUCAGCCUCCAUUAAAGCCUACCCGCUUCUUCUUGGAUUGAAGGGUGAGGAUAUUCAAUGGGUUGAUGUGGAUCUAGAGCACCCUGAACCAUCUGAUAAUGAUUGGGUCGGAAUUUUUUCUCCUGCAAAAUUCAACUCAUCAACUUGUCACUAUGAGAAUGACCCUAAAGAACAAACUCCAUAUAUAUGCUCAGCUCCAAUUAAGUACAAGUAUGCAAAUCACUCCAAUGCUGAUUAUACGAAGACGGGCAAAGCUUCUUUGAAGUUCCAGUUGAUCAAUCAGCGGGCAGAUUUCUCCUUUGCACUAUUUUCAGGCGGGCUGUCAGAUCCAAAAUUGGUGGCAGUUUCAAAUCAUAUAUCGUUUGCAAAUCCUAAAGCACCCCUUUAUCCACGCCUUGCACAAGGGAAGGCUUGGAAUGAAAUGACAGUAACAUGGACUAGUGGCUAUAACAUAGAUGAAGCGGUGCCUUUUGUCGAAUGGGGUUUGAAGGGACAUCGUCAAAGGCGCUCACCAGCUGGAACCUUGACAUUUCAUCAGAACAGCAUGUGUGGCUCACCUGCACGCACAGUUGGCUGGCGUGAUCCUGGUUUCAUACACACAAGUUUCUUGAAGGAUUUGUGGCCAAAUUUCAUGUACACGUACAAGACUGGUCAUCUGUUAGCCAAUGGUUCAUAUGUAUGGGGCAAGAUUUAUGCUUUCAAAUCAUCCCCAUAUCCUGGACAGGACUCGUUGCAGCGUGUUAUAAUAUUUGGAGACAUGGGGAAGGCAGAGCGUGAUGGUUCAAAUGAGUACAGUGAUUAUCAGCCAGGCUCACUGAAUACUACUGACCAGCUCAUCAAGGACCUAAAGAAUUUUGACAUAGUUUUCCAUAUUGGAGACAUAACGUAUGCCAAUGGAUACAUCUCCCAGUGGGAUCAAUUCACAUCACAGGUGGAGCCCAUUGCAUCAACUGUGCCUUAUAUGAUUGCAAGUGGUAAUCACGAGCGUGAUUGGCCCGGGACAGGUUCCUUCUAUGACGUUAUGGAUUCGGGUGGAGAAUGUGGAGUAUUGGCUGAGACUAUGUUCUAUGUUCCUGCAGAAAACAGAGCAAAGUUUUGGUAUUCGACGGACUAUGGCAUGUUCCACUUCUGCAUAGCAGAUACUGAGCAUGACUGGAGAGAAGGUUCUGAACAGUACAUGUUCCUAGAGAAAUGCCUUGCAUCCGCAGAUAGGCAAAAACAGCCUUGGUUGAUCUUUGCAGGUCAUCGGGUCCUUGGGUAUUCUUCUGACAAAUGGUAUGGCUCGGAGGGCUCAUUUGAAGAGCCCAUGGGAAGGGAAAGCUUGCAAAGACUCUGGCAGAAGUACAAGGUGGACAUUGCAUUUUGGGGUCACGUCCAUAACUAUGAAAGAACUUGCCCUAUUUACCAGAAUCAAUGUGUGAACUCAGAAAAAUCUCACUACUCUGGCAUCGUGAAUGGGACAAUCCACGUUGUUGUUGGUGGGGCAGGGAGCCAUUUAUCAGCGUUCAGUGAAGUUAAUACCACUUGGAGUCUCUAUAAAGAUUUCGACUUUGGAUUUGUCAAAUUGACAGCAUUCAACCACUCAUCCCUUCUCUAUGAGUACAAGAAGAGCAGUGAUGGAAAGGUAUACGACUCUUUCACCAUCUCAAGGGACUACAGAGAUGUCUUGGCUUGUGUACAUGAUGGUUGUGAAGCCACCACUUUAGCAUCUUGAACAGAAUAUGUAAAAACUGUUUAGGGGACGCCAGCGUUAUAUAUCGUUGAAUGGCUAGCUGCCCAUUGAAGCAAUUUUAUGAUACUCUCAUCGAAAAAUGGAGGGCAAUAAUUUGUAAUUGCAGUUUGUUUUGUUGUUUUGUCAUCCAUUAAUUAGUGCCUUAUCACAUUGUUUUUGAGUUAUAUUGUAACUCACCAUAAUGAAUGUGUUUGUUUUUGGCUCAACAUGGUCAUUUACAGAUGAGCUUGAAGUC
This is a messenger RNA of Ilex paraguariensis (yerba mate), 2401 nucleotides long. Lineage: Eukaryota; Viridiplantae; Streptophyta; Magnoliopsida; Aquifoliales; Aquifoliaceae. The record is from the annotation of a GenBank genome assembly.